AUCAGCGCCAUAUGUGUAUAGAAAUUUUUCCAAAUUGUCGUCGCCGUACCACGCUGCUGUUACAUUUGAAUGCCCAUACUGUUCAAUCUUACCAAUUCUAAAUGUAGAGUGGGAAUUCAACAAUGGUACAACUGUCAAAGUCAUUGAUACCUCAACAAAUGUCAAUAAAUAUACAGGAUCGACAAUAUCUUCAACCUCUUUGAUAAUAGCCAAUGUGGGUGAAUCGGAUAUGGGUUCUUACUCAUGCCAUGUUACCAACUUUAAAGGAGUUGGAAUGGGCUCAUCGAUCAGUUUCACCAUUUCUGAUUUUCCAAUAGUUAUUACACCACAGCUUCUAUAUAUUACUAAGUAUAGUGACUCAGUUGUUUUGAAUUGUUCGUUUCGUGGACUGCCAGAGGUGACGUCGAUCCAGUGGGAAAUGAACAAUAGCAGAGGAACCUUUCUAUACAAUGACGCAGUAUCGACACAUUACAGUGCAGCUACUGUAAUGACACCGGACCUGUAUAUUCACAGCGUUAACUUUCAAGAUGUAGGCAAUUUUACAUGUGAAGCAACAAACCCUGUGGGAACAACUGUGGGAGAUAUAAUAACGAUUGAUGUGAUAGGCGUUCAGGCAGAAAUUUCCAGUCCUACUUAUACAGUAGUUUAUGGCGAACAGGUGACGUUACAGUGUACUAUAUGGUCUAAGCCAGACCUGAAAAAUGUUUCAUGGGAAAGAGAAAUAAAUGGGACAGCUGUCUGUGUUGACUUGGGUAACAAUUCAAAAUAUAUUGGAUCAAACACAACUUGGCCAUCACUAUUGAUAUUAGAUGUAGAUUUUUCCGAUGCUGGAAAUUACUGUUGUCAAGGGGGAACCAUAGAUUCGUCUGGUAGGAGUUCGGAAACUUCUUUAGUCGUUAUAGGAGGAUUACCUAAUAUAAUGAUAAAUCAGACUGUUGUCCGGGUGAAUGCAUCCGAAAGUACUACGCUUUUCUGUGAAGCCAGUGGUGUACCGAAUGUGAUUUUUGUUGACUGGAAGAAAAAGCAAAAUGGCAGUUUUACCAGUAAUAUACUGGGCAGGGAUAUAAAUUCGCCAUCACUGACUUUUCCAUCAACAACACCAAAUGACAUUGGUGAAUAUAUUUGUACUGCAACAAAUUUGUUAGGAACAACUUCAAGUUCAUCUAUUUUCCUUGAUGUUAUAAAAAAUAAACCAAUGUGUCCAUGUUCCUGUGAGUUUAAAGCAAAAUUAGACUAUUGGGCAUCUCAAAAUGCAACAAACUAUACUAUGGCUGAACUACGUGUCAUACUAAAUCCUGUUUUAGAUGAAAUCAAACGUAAUCUUACAGUGGAUGUAUCAAAAUUGACUAAAACAAAAUCGAAGUACAUGAGUGCGAAAGAUAACCGGUCUUCUGCCUCUCAAGUUGGUGCCUUGGGUAUAGUUUUUAUGACAGUAGUUGUUGGUGGACUAAUAUUGAUUGACAUAUUGUCAAUCAGACGUCAUAUAGAGACUAUCAAAUCAGCUUCAAAACCUUUCAAAUUUUGAUAAACAAAAUACAGUUACUGUACGAUUUGCUCAAAAUCUGUAUUGGAAUUCAGUAUAUAUACUCUCAGUCAGGGUGUGCCAUCUUUGGAGUUACCUUUUAUAAUUUCAGAAUAUGGUAAAUAAAAAUACUAUGCAAACUGUUUAAAGAAAGUAUGAACCUAAAGACUCGACUGAGGCAUAGAAAUAUUGUAUUACAUAGGCUUUCACGUCAGAGUAAACCCCAUUCUGAUGAGGCGGCGUCCACGGCGCUCUACAGAAUAUAUAAAUACUCAGUCACGUCUGUCAAAAUAAGGACGUUAAAUCCAAAGCGUCGUGCAUGGAGAGUGACACGCUCUCUGUACGUCAAAGAGCACAUGCAACGCAUGGGCCGUAAGCGGCCUGUUGUGAGACAAAAUUUCUGCCACAAUUUUAUAUAUCCUUUUUCCUAAGUGGCAGUCUAAAUGUCACGUCUAUCAUCCCAGUCGAUCAAUUUUUCAGAACCUAUCUGUUUGAUUUAUCACUGAUUUGCUAGAUGCAAGAAAUUUUGUCGCUGGACGUUAAUCAGGAUGUAUGAUUUUAAGGCAACAAAGAAGCUUCUUAUCAAGCUACCUAAACGUAAAGGAAGUUAUUAAGUUUCCAAAUGAAUAUGAACCUCAUCGUUAAUUAAGUUUUACACCAACGUGAACAAUUUAUUAAUAACUAAAAACUACAUGCAUGCAAACAAACAAUGCAUUUGUAUUCAUCAUGACUGUCAUAUUUAUAGAAUAAUUUGUCUUUCAGACAUACAAUAGGACCUGGCAACCUUUGUCCGGCAUCAUAUAUAGUAUCUAAAUAAGAAUUCGAGAAUUAACAUAUAUCGAUGGUCUUAUACAUUUGGUAAUGUGUUACGGUUAGAAAAGAUUUCAAUCCGAUAUAACGUUUUAUCACUGGUAAUAGCUCAUCAAAGGACUUGUGCAUGAGUAACACGAGGUGAUACAGGGUAGCAGGAACUGCUGACCCUUGCAGAGAGCACAUGAUCUUGCAUGAGAUUUUUUAUGGCGUUCUUGUUGCUCAAUCUUAUGAUUUGCGUGUUGUUUAAUAUACUUUUGUUUGUAUUUACAUCAUUUCUUUUUACCAUGGUGUUGGCAUCCUUUCUUUGACUGUUGGUAAUUGGUUGCCUCUAUAGUAUCUUCUUACUCUUUUAAACUUCUGAACUGCGUUUCACAAAAAAUGACUUACGAUCAACUUUAGGCGUAACAGUUUUUGUGAAACGCAGUCCUGUUCUACAGAUUAGUGCACUUAAUGCCGUUUAGAAAAUUUGUAUUUCAACACUUUUUAGGUUCUUUGAAAAAUCAGAUAACCCUUAACUAUUAUAGACUACUUUGGAUUGAUUGAUUGUUGGUUGAUUAAGGUCAUGUGGGACUAAUUUGAAUAUGUUUGUACUGCAUGUGCAUACAUUCUUAAAAAUCCUAAAAUGUUCUUGCUGUGUAACUAGUGAACAAAUGUUAGUCUUAAACGGUCAUUUUAUCUUAACAUCAUAUGAAAUAAGAGUUCAGAUGUGUUAUGGUUGUAAAUUCAGUGCUGUUCAGUACAUACAGUAUUUACGUCAUUUUUUUAUCACGUUGUUUUUUGCCUUUAUAGUAACGUAUUACUACUUUAAAAUUACUGUUCUAUAGUAUAGUGAACUGACUGUUAUUUGUAAAAUGUAUUAUUUUGUCUUUUAAGACAUGUUCAGAUCAAAAUGAACGUUUCAGUUCAAAAUCGAUUUACUAUUGUGUGUGUGUAUCUUAUAAUAACUAUAUGUUUG
Molecule: messenger RNA, 3290 nt
Organism: Mytilus californianus (California mussel)
Lineage: Eukaryota; Metazoa; Mollusca; Bivalvia; Mytilida; Mytilidae
Product: neuroglian-like
Exons: 5
Coding region: 230-1525 (431 amino acids)
Source: RefSeq, a predicted model, not a curated record